Molecule: messenger RNA, 681 nt
Organism: Pleurotus ostreatus (oyster mushroom)
Lineage: Eukaryota; Fungi; Basidiomycota; Agaricomycetes; Agaricales; Pleurotaceae
Exons: 3
Coding region: 1-681 (226 amino acids)
Source: RefSeq, a predicted model, not a curated record
AUGCGGGGCAGCCCCGCCGUCAAUCAUCCUGCCAUGUUGCCGCCAACUCUCGAACUCCAGCGCCACGUCGUGCUGUCGACAGCCCAUACUACACUCAACACGCACCGGAGCUACCACGACGAAGUCCCCAGACGGGGACAUCUUCGACGGCGGCAAAUCGAACAAGGCCUGCGGCGAGUGGCAGAAGGUGCGAUGGGAUGGAGGGAGACAGCGCCGUACAGCUCCUACAUGCCAGUGGGCAAAGCCGAUGGAGCAGCGCUCUACAAACGAGGGUGCGAUCACGAGCUUGGGGCGCUGGGCGCGAUGGACGGCUGGUGCAACGAACACGGCAUUGAAUGCGCAAACCAGCGGCGAGACGAAGGCGACCACGCCAAUCGCCAUCCAUUUGUAGGCAACGUCGACCCGAUCGGCCAGGAAUGCGAGAGAGCACGGGAGGGAGGUGGGCCGCAGCAAGGGCCUUUCAGUGAGCGAGUGUGUGGAGAGACAGACGACAGGGACGAGGUUAACACGCACGUCCUCUAUCAAGACGGCAUGGCUCACCAGCACGAAGCCUCAGACUCCAUUCACUGCAUCCCUUUGCCGCGGGAUCACGCCGACGACGGGAAUGGUGCACAAUUUCCACAAGUGCGGAGCUUGUCCAGAGACAACACGGUGUCGACGACGAAGACGCGCUACUUCUAG